Messenger RNA from Asparagus officinalis (garden asparagus), 601 nucleotides. RefSeq lists its product as uncharacterized. The record is from RefSeq and is a predicted model, not a curated record. NCBI's taxonomy places the organism in Eukaryota, Viridiplantae, Streptophyta, Magnoliopsida, Asparagales, Asparagaceae. Bases 78 to 506 code for a protein of 142 amino acids. The transcript has a single exon.
AAUUCUCAUUCUAACAUUUUAUCAUUCAUCAGUAUCUCUUCUAUCUCAUCACCUUCUAAGCUAAGUUUCAAACUUCGAUGGCGAGGAGGCGCGGAAAUCAAAGUCCGGCCUGGCGUCAGCUCCUUUGCCUCGCUCUCAAUAAUCUCAAGUCUCUCUUCACCGACGACCACAAUAACGACCACUACGUGCUGCAUUACUACAAUGAGCACGAACUUAGCUUCGAUGAAACCCCAAACUUUCGAUCCAAGAAGAAGUAUCGCCGACCAACCUUUCCAUGCAUUGAUCCUCCUGUUGCCGAUUUCGAUGACGAAGAAGAUGAUGACGCAGAUGGUGAGUACUUCAGUCAGUUGAAAGAGGAAAGCAAGAGCAACGACGAAGGCGAAGGAGAGAAAGGGAUUGAUGUUAAGGCUGAGGAGUUUAUAUCGAGGUUCUAUGAUGACAUGAAGCUUCAGAGAGAGCUCUCUUGCUUACGUUACAACGAGAUGCUCUAUAGAGGAAUGAGUUGAUUCGGGAAAUACAGGGAAUUAAGAGAGAAUAACUAGUACAAAUUCGUAGUUUUUUCUCUCUCUUAUUUCUUUAUUCUUUAUUAUUUUUAUGUAUU